UUAUAUUAUCAAGCUUAUUAAAUGAUAAUUUAGUCGCAUGUCUUAUCUGGACACAUAAUACGUACCAUAAUCAGUCGGUGAGGCUCGGACUAUCAAGAGGAUUUCAAGACGACUUUAAAAGCCGGGGUGCAGCUGAGGAAUACUAUUACUUAACUCUUUGCGUGUGUCUUCAGUGAAGAUUUGUGAGUCUUGUUUUGUCUAACUACAUUUGUAUGGAACUCUUAUAGACGAUUUUGGAUGUCAACAGAUCCCAGUACCAUUAGACAACUGAGUGAAGAAAAAGAUGAUACGACUUGGUAAAAGACAUCGAUUUAUAGUUGUAAUGACGGGAUUUAUCAUAAUUUUUCUGAAAGUUUUAACACUGACCAAAAAUCCAGUUUUGAAUAUUUCUCAAAAUAUUAGAGACGAGAUCACUGCAAGACAAGUACUCAGCCUGCCACCAUUAUCACCAGACUGGAGAAGAAAAGCCAUGAUGUUCAAGAUUGAUAAUUCGAAUCAGCGAUUUCUGACAAUAGGCAUUCCUACAGUCCGACGACAACAUUCAAACUAUUUUUUGGAAACACUGGAUUCACUUUUAAACUGCACUUAUAAAGAAAAUAUACCGAACAUUUUUAUUGUCAUCUUUUUAGCAGAUUUCAAUGCAACAUGGAAAUAUGAAAUGGCAAACAUAAUUGAACAAAGAUAUUCAAAAAUAGUGCUAGAUGGAACUUUACAGAUAAUAGAAGCACCAACAGAGUUUUACCCGUCGUUAGACAAUCUGCACCAUACAUACAACGAUAGUAUAGCAAAAAGAAAAUGGCGGUCAAAACAAAAUGUCGACUAUGCCUUUUUAUGGCUGUAUAGCAAAGAGCUAUCAAAAUAUUACAUGCAGAUGGAAGAUGACAUUUUUACUGUGCCCGGAUAUCUAAAUGUUAUAAAAGAGUUUAUUGAAGCACAAAAGACAGACUGGACCUGUUUAGAAUUUUCGGAAUUAGGCUUCAUUGGUAAAGUUUACCAUUCAAAAUAUUUAGAAAAACUUGCUAAAACGGUACUGCUUUUUUAUGAAGAACAACCUGUUGACUAUACAUUUUUAUAUUUCAACAUUUUGAAUUUACAAGGAAGCCGCAUAAUAAGACGCCCGACACUUUUUCAACACGUUGGAUUUCAUUCUUCAUUGCCAGGUAAAAUACAACCUUUAAAGGACAAAUUUUUCGAUGACAUUAAAAAGACCUUACAUGGGGAUAACCCACCUGCUAAAGUUCUUACGACGUUGAAAAUUUCACCAGACUUUUUGCCAGAUUUAGCAUACUCUAAAAUCGAUGGAUACUUUUGGGCUCAAUCUGCCCCUGUUGUUGAUGACACAGUUCAUGUUUUAUUUGAUGAACCGCAAAAUUUAGAAAAAGUUGUCAUUUUAUCAGGGUCUCAACAACACCCUACAGAUAAGAUAGAGAAUGCUCGAUUAGAUGCAUGUUUAAGCGUAAAGAUAUCAGGUGACAACCGAAUAGAGUGUUUUAACAACAUAUUUUUGGGUUAUUCAGAAAACGGAACUUUAUUAGCAGAUAAUUUAGAAAAGAAAUUAGAUACAUUUAUGGUGACUUGUCUGAAAGUAACUUUUACAAAGAGUCAACAAUGGUGGUUAAUUAUAAAAGAAAUAGCGGUCUUUGUAAAUAAAGCACACAAAAUAUAAACAGCUAUUUUGCAGUGCAAUGUAAUGAAAUCAAAAGUGCAAAGGCAAACGAAUUGCACCCUCCAGAUUGUAGGAUACUAAACGAAUCGCAUACAUGUUAAAUCAAGACUCGAUAAGAAUUUGAUACUUCAACUGGGUUAAAAUGGUUAGUUUAUAUUUUUCUACACUAUACUGUUAAAUAUAUUAAACAACAUGUAUGUUAUUGGUCGCCAUGAGAGUUAAUAUCUUAAAUUACAUGUAUGUUAUUGUACGCCAUGAGAGUUGAUAUCUUAAAUUACAUGUAUGGUAUUGUACGCCAUGAGAGUUGAUAUCUUAAACGACAUGUAUGUUAUUGGUCGCCAUGAGAGUUAAUAUCUUAAAUUGCAUGUAUGUUAUUGUACGCCAUGAGAGUUAAUAUCUUAAACUACAGGUGUGUUUUUUUAACGCCAUGAGAGUUAAUAUCUUAAUCUACAUUAUUUUAUUUUACGUUGUGAGAGUUAAUAUCUUAAUUUACAUGUAUAUGUUAUUGUGCGCCAUAAGAGUAGUCGAAAGGAGGCUACAAUGUACAUCAUGGCAAUCUUUUAGUCGAUUCAUUAUAUUUUAAAGCACUCCUAAAUGCACAAUAGAGGAAAAUUGAAUUUAAACGCUACCAAUUUCAUUUACCUUAAAAUUGGAUUGAAAUUUCGAAUGCCCUGUCAAAAAUGAAAGACUUUCCCAAAUUGAUUAAGCAAUUUUUGUAUUGUCAUUAUUCCAAUAUUUUGAAAUGACAAAUGAUUUGACUCUCACUACAUUGUGAAAUAAAUAAAUAAAAGUAUGCGUUAUAUAAAAUAAGAAGAUGUGGUAUGAUUGCCAAUGAGACAUCUAUCCACCAGAGACCAAUCACGUAGAUGUUAGCAACAAAAUGUCACCGUGCGGCCUUCAACCGUGAGGAAAACUCGUACCGCAUAGCAAGCUAUAUAUAAAACGGCUCCGAUAUGAAAAAAUGUAAAGCGAGAAAACCAACGGCAUGAUUUAAGUACAAAAUGAAACACAAAUUUCAAAUAUGACAACCAGUAAAUUACAGGCUCCGGACUCAAGUCAGGCACAUAAAGAAUGUGGCGGGGUUAGACAUGUUUACGUGCACCAAAACCUCCCAUAACCUGCGACAUUGGUGUUACAGCACAACAUAAGAACAAACUAUAAAAAUCAGUUGAAAAGGGCUUGAUUCAUUUAUACAUUGAUACAAAGCACAAAACAACUAACAAAACACUCGAGACACGAAGGUGUGAUUAAAAUUUGGUACGCAAAUUGGCCUCAUAGUUUGCAGGAAAAUUGGUUUUCGACGUUCCGGAAAGUUUGGUGACGUCUUCUACAAAAUUCCACAUGCAGAACAAACGUAGGCAGCGAUUCAGAUAAAAAACAAAUACAUUUGAAAACGAGAAACAUUAACGGUUAGUUGUGCGCAAGUCCUAACUGACUAAAACCAGGUGACAAUUUAAACAAUAUUAAAUAUUCUGAUGACAGCAUUAAAACCAAACCUGAAUCAACCAUGGUCGUGUUUGUCUCAUGAAAAGUACGAAAGGAAUUGAAUGCACAAGACAAUUAUCUCCUGUGAAUAAAAAGACGAUUACACAUUUUUUUUUUCAAAAGAAAGACGCUUUUACUUGUGUCCUUUAUCUAAUCACACCUUUGGACAACAUUAGAUUGGCUCCAAUCGUCGGCUGAGAUGAUACUUCAUGAAAGUCUUUGAUAACCAAACAUGUCUUGGACCGAAUAAUGAAGAAUAUGCACAUAAAACUCACUUAGUCUAUCAGUCGUUUCUAAUCAUCAGAACUAUUCACAAAAAGACAAUCUCACGGAAUCGUCAAGUCUUUAACUUUGAUGAGAUUGAAAUUAGCAAUUAGAUAGAAAACUAACUCUUAAAAUGAAAAAAGUACAUAUAACCUGUGUCUUAAACAAAUAUUUGUAACUAAAAAAUUGUAUGAACACAAAUUACGUUGUACUUUAUUGUUGUGUUGUAGUUCAGAGUUAUCUCGCAUUUGCCACAAAUAAGAAACCGGUCUUGAGCUUUAUUCGAAGUAUUUUCUGCACAUGUAUUGUCAUGGACAUCAUCUGAAAUAAAAGAACACGUUAU
Messenger RNA from Mytilus californianus (California mussel), 3758 nucleotides. RefSeq names its product alpha-1,3-mannosyl-glycoprotein 4-beta-N-acetylglucosaminyltransferase C-like. NCBI's taxonomy places the organism in Eukaryota, Metazoa, Mollusca, Bivalvia, Mytilida, Mytilidae. Gene Ontology annotation, molecular function: acetylglucosaminyltransferase activity. The transcript is spliced from 6 exons. The coding region runs from base 284 to 1666 and encodes 460 amino acids. The record is from RefSeq and is a predicted model, not a curated record. Gene Ontology annotation, biological process: protein N-linked glycosylation.